AAAAAGCAGUAUGCGCCACCAAACAACGUCGCCACUCAGCAGAAUCGGGCCCACAGCGUCUCUACGGGACGCCGAGCCGGACUUCAUAGGCCCGAUUGAAAACGUGACGGUCGCACUGGGCAGGGAGGCAGUGCUGACCUGUUCUGUCUCUGACUUGGGGGACUAUAAGGUGGCGUGGAUUCGGGCCGACGACCAGACAAUCUUGACCCUGCACACUCGUCUCGUGACGCACAGCUCGCGGUACGCCGUGACAAACGACUCGCCUCGCUCGUGGCAGCUCCACAUACGGCCUCUGAAGGUAGAAGACCGAGGCUGCUAUAUGUGCCAGAUCAACACCAGCACCAUGAAGAAGCAGAUUGGCUGCGUUGAUGUUUUAGAAUUCAGUUGA
Molecule: messenger RNA, 388 nt
Organism: Ostrinia furnacalis (Asian corn borer)
Lineage: Eukaryota; Metazoa; Arthropoda; Insecta; Lepidoptera; Crambidae
Product: zwei Ig domain protein zig-8-like
Exons: 3
Coding region: 11-388 (125 amino acids)
Biological process (GO): synapse organization
Cellular component (GO): neuron projection membrane
Source: RefSeq, a predicted model, not a curated record